AUGGCUACUAUACUUCCUCCACCUUCAAAGAAGCAGCGGCGUGAAGCACAGCAGCCUAGAAAUCUGGAUUUAAUUCCCGAAGGACUGCCUAAUGUGUUGGUCAAGUUCCAGGCGUUCGAUACUGGCGCAUCUGUGGGAGGAUCGCUUAGGGUGCCUGCCGGAAUCACAGAAAAACAGCUUGAAGAGCUGCUGAACCAGGUGAGCGGGACUGGCGACGAGCCGGUGCCCUACUCGUUUAGCUGCGAGGUGCAGGGCAAGGACGGCAAAGGCCAGACAGUGGAUAUUAUAGAUAACUUGUACCAUUCGUUGCUGGGGCCGGGCCUGAAGGGCACGGAAGACUUCAUUACGUUGGUAUACACUCCGAAGGCAGUGUUCAAAGUCCGGCCGGUGACUCGGAGCUCUUCCGCCAUUGCAGGUCACGGGGCCACGAUCCUAUGCUCUGCGUUUGCGCCGCACACGAGCUCGCGGAUGGUCACCGGUGCGGGAGACAACACCGCGCGCAUCUGGGACUGUGAUACCCAAACACCGCUCUGCACUUUGAAGGGCCACUCCAACUGGGUCCUGUGUGUUGCGUGGUCCGCGGACGGCGAGGUCAUCGCAACAGGCUCUAUGGAUGCGACAAUACGACUAUGGGACUCUGAAAAAGGCCAGUCUCUUGGGGACGCCCUCAGGGGCCACACAAAGUGGAUCACUUCGCUCAGCUGGGAGCCUAUUCACCUGGUCAAGCCCGGCGAGAAGCCGCGGCUGGCGUCCGCCUCCAAGGAUGGCACCAUCAAAAUCUGGGACACGACGCGCCGUGUGUGCAUAUACACCCUGAGCGGACACACCUCAAGUGUGUCCUGCAUCAAGUGGGGCGGCCGCAACGUACUCUACAGCGCCUCCCACGACCGGACUGUACGAUGCUGGGACAUGGCAGCAGGAGGUAAGUGCAUCAAUAUACUGAAGUCACACGCGCACUGGGUCAACCAUCUCUCGCUCUCGACAGAUUACGCGCUGCGCAUGGGACCCUUCGACCACACUGGCACCAAGCCCGCCUCCCCAGAGGAUGCUCAGGCCCGUGCCCUCAGGAACUACGAAAAGGUGGCAAAGAAAAACGGCACCAUGGAGGAGCUCAUGGUCACAGGCAGCGACGACUUCACCAUGUACCUCUGGAACCCCCUCAAGGGCUCCAAGCCCAUCCUCAGAAUGACCGGACAUCAGAAACUCGUCAACCAUGUCGCGUUCUCACCGGAUGGCCGCUACAUCGUCUCUGCUUCCUUCGACAACUCCAUCAAGCUGUGGGACGGCCGUGACGGCAAGUUCAUUGCCACCUUCAGGGGGCACGUGGCCAGCGUCUACCAGGUUGCAUGGUCCUCCGACUGCAGGCUUCUGGUUUCCUGCUCCAAGGACACUACCCUUAAAGUCUGGGACGUCAAGACUCGAAAGCUGACCGUUGACCUUCCAGGGCACAACGACGAAGUUUACACAGUCGACUGGAGCGUCGACGGCAAACGUGUUUGCAGUGGUGGUAAGGAUAAGAUGGUCCGCUUGUGGACCCACUAG
Molecule: messenger RNA, 1542 nt
Organism: Eremothecium gossypii ATCC 10895
Lineage: Eukaryota; Fungi; Ascomycota; Saccharomycetes; Saccharomycetales; Saccharomycetaceae
Gene: RSA4
Product: Rsa4p
Exons: 1
Coding region: 1-1542 (513 amino acids)
Biological process (GO): ribosomal large subunit assembly
Cellular component (GO): nucleolus
Molecular function (GO): protein binding
Source: RefSeq, marked provisional